This is a messenger RNA of Notechis scutatus (mainland tiger snake), 1277 nucleotides long. The record is from RefSeq and is a predicted model, not a curated record. Lineage: Eukaryota; Metazoa; Chordata; Lepidosauria; Squamata; Elapidae.
CAGAAGAUGGCUUGGGGGUGGGUGGGAAGGGCGCCUGCGCGGCCGCUUCUGCAGUGUAGGACGUGCAGCUGUCACCUGCCUUUUGAAAAAGUCGUGCGUUGCAGAGAUGUGGAUUUUGUGUUCCUAACAGUCUAGUUAUGGAAGAGAACUGUGGGGUUAUGAGGCCUAUUGAAGCUAGCCAUUCAGAGAUGGAGAAUAAAGAAGAGCCGUGUGUUUUGGACACAGAAAAGAAGGGAGAUGAAAAAAGGGAGCCUUACAGAAGGAAAACUUCUCCCUCUCUGGCCAAAAAUCACCCUGGUCAGUUUGCCAGUGUGGGGAAAAACAAAGCGAAUGAAAAGAAUAUCUUCCUUCAGCGCCAGAAAAGUUUCCAUUCGGACUCCAACCUCAUCGCUCACUGCACCAGCUACGUCAAGGAGCAGCCAUUUAAAUGCGAGAAGUGUGGAAGGAGUUUCAGUUUGAACGCACACCUCAGCGCCCAUCGACGGAUGCACACGCAGGAGAAGCCCUAUAAAUGCUCCCAGUGUAGCAAGAGCUUCGAUGCGAUGACCAGCCUCACCUGUCACCAGAGGAGCCACACGGGGGAGAAACCCUAUACGUGCUCCGAGUGCGGGAAGAGCUACAGUUCCAGCACCAGCAUGGCUUACCAUCAAAGGACGCAUCGCGGGGAGAAGCCGUACAAGUGCUUGGAAUGUGGCAUCGGCUUCAGCCUGAGCACAAGCCUCAUCUCUCACCAGCGCAUCCACACGGGGGAGAAACCCUACAAGUGCCUGGAGUGUGGGAAGAGUUUCCGGGUCAGCACGAGCCUCACCUCCCACCAGCGCAUCCACACGGGGGAGAAACCCUACAAGUGCCUGGAGUGCGGGAAGAGCUUCUGCGUGAGCACGAACCUCACGUACCACCAAAGGACGCACACGGGGGAGAAACCCUACAAGUGCUUGGAGUGCGGGAUCAGCUUCUGCUUGAGCACCAGCCUCACGUACCACCAAAGGAUCCACACGGGGGAGAAGCCUUACAGGUGCCUGGAUUGCCAGAUGAGCUUCCGACGGAGCUCGGAUCUCAACACCCACCAGAGGAUUCACACGGGGGAAAAACCCUACCAGUGCAUGGCGUGUGGAAAGAGCUUCCGGGUCAGCUCCAGCCUCACUUCCCAUCAGAGGAUGCACACGGGGGAGAAGCCGUAUACCUGCUCGCGGUGUGGGAAGAGCUUCAGCAGAAGCACACACCUCAACGCUCAUCGAAGGACCCACCGUGGGAAUCCUUCAUCUUGAAUGUGUGGA